Messenger RNA from Colossoma macropomum (tambaqui), 2905 nucleotides. It is a transcript of the gene kcnn3, whose product is annotated as potassium intermediate/small conductance calcium-activated channel, subfamily N, member 3. The coding region runs from base 28 to 2427 and encodes 799 amino acids. NCBI's taxonomy places the organism in Eukaryota, Metazoa, Chordata, Actinopteri, Characiformes, Serrasalmidae. Gene Ontology annotation, biological process: potassium ion transmembrane transport. Gene Ontology annotation, cellular component: plasma membrane; neuronal cell body; neuron projection. Gene Ontology annotation, molecular function: calmodulin binding; small conductance calcium-activated potassium channel activity. The record is from RefSeq and is a predicted model, not a curated record. The transcript has 10 exons.
AAACUGUCUGUAUACUCUGCGGUUGUCAUGAGUCGAGGAGGAGGUGGAGAACACACCCAAACCUGCUGGAGUUCCCUGGUUGCCAUGGAUCCCCCUCCCUCCUUGAGUUUGUCCCUUCUUGCCGGGAGUGAGGAAGAAGAUCAGCGCCCUCCCCUCCCCUUGAGUGGCAUUUCCCAUGCCUCAGUAGCUGGCAACUACCCCAGCAACAACCACUCCAACCACACAGGCGGGACCAGCAGUCUGGAGCGCCUCAACGGGACUCCGUCGCCCAGCGGCCCAAGCCUUCCCCCGGCAUCCCUGCCCAAGCUGCCCUUGGCCACGACGCCCCAGUUGCCCACGCCCAUUCCUAACGCUUUGCACCCCACCAGCACCCCGCUGUCCUCUUGCCUCGGCAGCCAGCACAGCCUGAGCGGGGAGGCGCCACCAAUCUACAACGCCCUCUUCUACUCCUCACAUUCCCCAUCAUCCGAUCGAGAAAGAGAGCGGGAGCGGGACAGGGAGCGGGACAGGGGCUGCAAGCACAGGCAGGCGAGUCCCCUGGUCCACCGGCGAGACAGCAACCCCUUCACGGAGAUCGCCAUGAGCUCGUGCAAGUACAGCGGCGGUGUGAUGAAGCCGCUCAGCCGCCUCAGCGCCUCGCGACGGAAUCUUAUCGAGUCGGACAGUGGCAGCGACACCAAAGAGGGCGGAAGCGGGGCCGCCGGCGGGCAGGGGGCAGCCCCGGCCCCCUCGUCCUCCUCCUCCCUGCAGCACCACGGACAGAACCCGCAGCAGCAGAACCCGCCCGAAAUCGUCAUUUCCUCCAAAGAGGACCCUCCCUACGGACACGUGUACGAACUGGAGCCUUCAGCCAAUCAGAUGUCCAUCUACCACCAGAACCACACCCUCUCUGAGAGCAGGGGCACUCUGGGGCAGUCCGGUAGCGGGAGCAACGGACGACGAGGGGGUGGAGCCGGCACUGGGAGGACGGCCCUGAAGGCUCCGAAGCGUAAGAACCAGAACAUCGGCUACAAACUGGGUCACCGGAGGGCGCUGUUUGAGAAGAGAAAGAGACUCAGCGACUACGCACUCAUCUUUGGCAUGUUUGGCAUCGUUGUCAUGGUGAUUGAGACAGAGCUGUCCUGGGGCGUCUAUAGUAAGAGCUCCAUGUACUCUCUGGCGCUGAAGUGUCUUAUCAGCCUCUCCACCAUCAUCCUCCUCGGCCUCAUCAUUGCUUACCAUGCUCGAGAGGUGCAGCUCUUCGUCAUCGACAACGGGGCGGAUGACUGGCGCAUCGCCAUGACGAUGGAGCGGGUACUGUUGAUCGCGCUGGAGCUGCUGGUGUCGGCCGUGCACCCGGUACCGGGCGACUUCAAGUUCGUGUGGCGCGCGCGCCUGGCCUUCACCUAUAUCCCCUCGCAGGCGGAGGCAGACCUGGACAUGGUGCUCUCCGUGCCCAUGUUCCUCCGACUCUACCUCAUCGCUCGCGUCAUGCUCCUCCACAGCAAGCUCUUCACUGAUGCCUCCUCACGAAGCAUAGGGGCCCUCAACAAGGUGCACUUUAACACACGGUUCGUGAUGAAGACCCUGAUGACUAUCUGCCCGGGCACGGUGCUGCUGGUCUUCAGUAUCUCCCUAUGGAUCAUCGCGGCCUGGACCGUACGAGUGUGCGAGAGGUACCAUGAUGCUCAGGACGUGACCAGCAACUUCCUGGGAGCCAUGUGGCUCAUCUCCAUUACCUUCCUCUCCAUUGGCUACGGAGACAUGGUGCCUCACACCUACUGCGGCAAAGGAGUGUGUCUGCUGACCGGCAUUAUGGGCGCAGGCUGCACAGCGUUGGUUGUUGCCGUGGUAGCGAGGAAGCUGGAGCUGACCAAGGCCGAGAAGCAUGUGCACAACUUUAUGAUGGACACGCAGCUCACCAAACGGAUAAAGAACGCGGCGGCCAACGUUCUCCGGGAGACCUGGCUCAUCUACAAACACACGAAGCUGAUGAAGAAGAUCGACCACUCUCGCGUCCGUAAGCACCAGCGGAAGUUCCUGCAAGCCAUCCACCAGCUGCGAAGUGUAAAAAUGGAGCAGAGAAAGCUCAGUGACCAGGCCAACACACUGGUGGACCUAUCAAAGAUGCAGAGCGUUAUGUAUGAGCUGAUGUCGGAGCUGAACGACCGCAGUGAGGACCUGGAGCGGCAGAUGUUGAGUCUGGAGCGGCGGGUGGAGCAGCUGACGGCCGGAUUCAGCGCACUGCCUGCCCACCUGUCGGCCACGCUCAGUGCACAGCAUGCCGCGCUCGUCCACCUGCUCCAGGAGCGAGACGCCAAGGCCCUUAGCCCCGUCACGCCUGCUCCCCUCCUCACGCCUGCCCCUGUCCCGACAACAACCGUCCAAGCAACAACCUCCAAACCCCCUGCAGAGGACAGCCCCAACACCAGCACCUCCAGCUGCUGAGAGAGGGGCAGAGCCUCAGCGAAGCUGGGGAGAAAUGCAUGGGCGUUAGAGUGUGGAGUCUGGAUGAAAGAAAUGGGUGGGCGCGAGAACUCAGCCAAGCUAAAGUGUGGAACCUGGCUGAGAGAGCGAGGACGGGGCUUCAACCAAGCUAGGAAAAAGUGCAUGGGUAUUAAGGUGUGAAGCCUGGCUAAUGGAGGGGGUGGGGAGGGUCGGAGCCUUGGCCAAGCUAGGGAGAGUGCAUAGGUAUCAAAGGAAUAGCUUAACCAAAUGUGCUAACAUGGCUAACUGCCAAUGGAAGCUCCACUAUGUCCAAAAGUUUGUAGACACUUGCUUAUCUAGCACUCUGAAAUCAGGGGUAUUCAUAGGGAGUUCGUCCCCCUUUACUGCAGUAACACCCUCCACUCUUCUUGCAUUUUUUUUCACUAGAUGUUGGAACAUUGCUCUAAGGAUUUGAUUGCAUUUAGCCACGAGAGCAUUA